UGGAAAGUAGGCUAGCCCCACGCAUUGGCCGCGUUGAGACUGUGGGGUGGGAGAAGCCUAUGCUAAACGCUGCUUCGUUUUCAAAUUACAAAUAAGGAAAACAACAGUGGCCCAUUCACGAUUCGAGACUCAUACCAGGAAAUAUCAAGAAAUACAUUCACGCCUGGAAAUUCGAAAGAAAGUAAACGUAAUUUGACUUUGAACUAAGGAGACAGACGACUGGCGAGACAGACGUCGGAGAAUAUACGCAACUGGUAGCCUUGUGUAGUUUUAUUUUUAGGCGGAAUGCCUGCAGGUUACUCCGUACGCAGGACACACUAAAAUGGUUCAAUAGCCUAAACAACUCUUGAACUGUCCUUACAAUUAAGAAUCUGAAGAAUUAAGAUUAGGGUUGGCUAUGGGCUGGAUUUUGUGCACCAUUGUCCACAUUUAGUUAUAUUCCUAUUGAAUUACGUUUAUCCAACCCACAGUUUUGCUUCCUAAAUUGUAAGGCUACAGUAUUGAUCCUAUAUAUGGCAUCAACUGAAUAGAGUAGACUAGUGUGUCUGGUUUACCCUAUCGCCGGAGUAAAUUAGUGAUUUAGGCUAUAUAGGCAAGUCAGUGCAGGACAGAUUCGCGAAACUUUGUAUGUAGAACGGUAGAGUUUCUUGGGUCAUUGUAGCUUAAGUCUUUAUGUGUUAUCAAAGCUGAUCCUCUUGGAAUUCUUCUAAGACUGCUCACCAACCAUUCUUUUGAGAAUCGCCUCCGCAGUCUCUUGGAUGCGUCGGGAAGGGAUAAUAGGUUGGGUCGCCGAGGCGGAGUUAUAGGGGCAUGUCGUCAUUGUGAACAAAAGCUAUCUGAAGGUGAUAAGUGAAAGGAAUACACGCGCUUCACUAGUUUAACCUAGGCUACUUCACUAUCUUACGGAACGUGAGCGGAGGGCAUCGCGCGGGCUGCUGGCUGGGCGACCUUUCUUCACAGUGGAAAAGAUUUCACUCAAAGGGACUGUAUAGGAGCUUCCGUCCCACGGUAGUUGGUCAACUGCCACUCGUUUUUUGCAACGAACCUUUGCGACCCGAGACGGAUUAUAGGCUCCUGACAUUAUCUUUGUGGGACUGCAGACAAUGGGAAUCCGUACGCUCCUUAUUGCGUGUUCGGUGCUUGCUGGAGUGGGCCUGGCCCAGAGGGUCGUGACGGUGCAGAGUGGGCCGCUGGUACGGACGGAGGGCUCCCACGUGACCAUCUGGUGCAACGUGACUGGCUACAAAGAGGGGGUGGAGCAGGACUUUGAGUGGUCCAUGUACCUGACGUCGGUGCCAGACCGGGAGAUCCGUAUCGUCAGCACGGCCCAGUCAAACUAUGCCUACGCCGUGUACGCCCAGCGCGUCAACAGCAAGGAGAUCUACGUGGAGCGCCUCAGUCAGGAUUCGGCCCUGCUCCACAUCACCAAGGUGCAGACCAGAGACCAGGGCCUCUUCGAGUGCUACACCCCCAACACCGAUGGCCAGUACUUGGGCUCCUACAGUGCACGCACCAACCUCACAGGUAAGACUGCUAGAAAUGACGUGCGCACCCACACACACACACACUGAGAUAGCUGGCACUGGUCCUCGAAAGAUCCUCACUCUCCAAC
Messenger RNA from Hypomesus transpacificus, 1612 nucleotides. Its product is annotated as immunoglobulin superfamily member 3-like. NCBI's taxonomy places the organism in Eukaryota, Metazoa, Chordata, Actinopteri, Osmeriformes, Osmeridae. The transcript is spliced from 2 exons. The record is from RefSeq and is a predicted model, not a curated record. Bases 1104 to 1571 code for a protein of 155 amino acids.